AACUUGCGUAGCCGAGCUGUGACUCGGACCAGCAGCAGCAGCAGCAGCAGCAGUCAGUCAGUCAGUCAGUCAGUGAGUGAGUGAGUGAGCAGCGCGGUCGGCCGCCGCAUGGCUUCUGUGUGAAGAAAACUUCCUUCAGCAACAAGUGGAGACGCAGCGCAGACGCUCCGGCAACUUGGACGGACCUACGGGGAAGAGAAGCCGCAGCUCCUUCUAUGAAUCCGGGACCUGUGCUCCGCUAGGCAGGCUGCUGUUUCGCCUCCCCCUUUCCCUCCCUUCGUUCGUGCAUGUUCAAAUCCGAGUGGAGCUCUGGUGCCGUGGGUCGGCCGGACGACUAGUACAACCGAGUGGAAAACAGCAGUCCGGAGGCAUGACUCUGAGACGCGGCUCCGCGGUCGCUGCCUUCGUCCUGCUCUGCGUUCUUGUGGAGGUGUCGCAGGGGACGGGGCAGUUCGAGCUGCAGAUCCUGUCGAUGCGCAACGCCAACGGAGAGCUGCACAGCGGCGUGUGCUGCGAGGGCGGACGGAGCGCCGCGGACCGAAAGUGCGCCGGGAGCGAGUGCGACACGUUUUUCAAAGUUUGUCUGAAGGAAUAUCAGUCCAGGGUCUCCGCCGCGGGGCCCUGCAGCUUCGGAAUGGGAACUACGCCGGUGCUCGGAGGGAAUACGUUUUCUUUCAGGAGCCCCGUGAGGAAUGACAAGUCCAGGAUAGUUUUGCCCUUCAGCUUCGCCUGGCCGAGGUCCUACACUUUGAUAGUGGAGGCCUGGGACUUCAACAAUGAAACCAGCGGUUCUGACGGGAAGCUGAUCGAGAAGUCCUCUUACUCGGGCAUGAUCAACCCGAGCCCCCACUGGCAGAAGCUGAGUCACAACGGCCCCGUCGGCCAGUUCGAGUACCAGAUCCGGGUCAGCUGCGACGAGCACUACUACGGCUUCGGCUGCAACAAGUUCUGCCGGCCCAGAGACGAGUUCUUUGGGCAUUACACGUGCGACUACAACGGAAACAAGACCUGCCUGGAAGGCUGGUCCGGACCUGACUGCAACACAGCCAUUUGCCGACAAGGCUGCAGCACUGAACACGGAUCGUGUAAGGAGCCAGGUGAAUGCAAGUGUCUGUACGGAUGGCAGGGCCUGUACUGCGACAAAUGCAUCCCGCACCCUGGCUGUGUGCACGGCACCUGCCUGGAGCCGUGGCAGUGUUUGUGCGACCUCAACUGGGGCGGCCACCUUUGUGACAAAGACCUGAACUACUGCGGCACUCACCAGCCGUGCUUGAACGGCGGCACCUGCAGCAACACAGGGCCUGAUAAGUACCAGUGUACCUGCGCCGAGGGCUACUCUGGAGCCAACUGUGAGAGAGCCGAACACGCCUGCCUCUCCAACCCGUGCUCUAACGGAGGGAGCUGCUCAGAAACCGCUCAAGGCUACGAGUGUCAGUGUGCGCCAGGCUGGAGCGGCCCGUCCUGCACCUUCAAUGUUGACGACUGCUCCCCGAACCCCUGUCGUCACGGCGGCACCUGCCAGGACCAGGUGAACGGCUACAAGUGUCACUGCCCUCCACAGUGGAUGGGGAAGACGUGCCUAAUAGAUGCCAACGAAUGCGACAGCAAGCCCUGCGUCAACGCUAACUCCUGCCGCAACCUGAUUGGCGAUUACUUCUGCGAGUGCCUCCCUGGUUGGACGGGACAGAACUGCGACACCAAUAUAAACGACUGCAAGGAUCAGUGCCAGAAUGGAGGAACCUGCAAGGACCUGGUGAACGGGUACCGCUGCACGUGUGCCCCGGGCUUCGCCGGCGAGCACUGCGAGAGGGACAUCGACGAAUGCGCCAGCUCGCCGUGCCUCAACGGCGGCCGCUGUCAGGACGCGGUGAACGGCUUCCAGUGCCUGUGUCUGACCGGCUUCUCCGGGAAUCUGUGCCAGCUGGACAUAGAUUACUGCUCCCCCAACCCGUGCCAGAACGGCGCGUCCUGCUUCAACCGGGCCACAGACUACGUGUGCGCGUGCCCAGAGGACUACGAGGGCAAAAACUGCUCCCACCUCAAAGACCACUGCCGCACCACCAAGUGUAAAGUGAUUGACAGCUGCACAGUGGCCGUGGCAUCUAACAGCACGCCAGGAGGAGAGCGCUACAUUUCGUCAAAUGUGUGCGGACCUCACGGCCGCUGCCAGAGCCAGGCAGGGGGUCAGUUCAGCUGCGAGUGCCAGGAGGGCUUCAGGGGCACCUACUGCCACGAGAACAUAAACGACUGCGAGAGCAACCCGUGUCACAACGGAGGCACGUGCAUCGACAAGGUCAGCGUCUACCAGUGCAUCUGCGCCGACGGCUGGGAGGGCGACCACUGCGAGAUCAACAUCGAUGACUGCAGCACCAACCCCUGUCACAAUGGAGGGACGUGUCGAGACCUGGUGUCUGAUUUCUUCUGCGAGUGCAAAAACGGCUGGAAAGGAAAAACCUGCCGCUCACGUGAGAGCCAGUGUGAUGAAGCUACGUGCAACAAUGGAGGCACCUGCCACGAUGAGGGCGACACAUUCCAGUGCAACUGCUCCCCGGGAUGGGAGGGCACGACGUGCAACAUAGCCAAAAACUCAAGCUGCCUGCCUAACCCGUGUGAGAACGGCGGUACCUGCGUGGUGAAGGGGGAUUCCUUCACCUGCGUCUGCAAGGAGGGCUGGGAGGGUCCCACCUGCACUCAGAAUACCAACGACUGCAGUCCCCACCCAUGCUACAACAGUGGGACCUGUGUAGAUGGGGAUAACUGGUACCGCUGCGAGUGCGCCCCAGGUUUCGCCGGUCCAGACUGUCGCAUCA
This is a messenger RNA of Fundulus heteroclitus (mummichog), 2810 nucleotides long. Its product is annotated as jagged canonical Notch ligand 1b. Gene Ontology annotation, molecular function: Notch binding; calcium ion binding. NCBI's taxonomy places the organism in Eukaryota, Metazoa, Chordata, Actinopteri, Cyprinodontiformes, Fundulidae. Gene Ontology annotation, biological process: multicellular organism development; cell communication; Notch signaling pathway. The record is from RefSeq and is a predicted model, not a curated record. Gene Ontology annotation, cellular component: membrane.